Messenger RNA from Enhydra lutris kenyoni (northern sea otter), 1897 nucleotides. Its product is annotated as kelch domain containing 8B. Bases 192 to 1256 code for a protein of 354 amino acids. Gene Ontology annotation, molecular function: protein binding. The transcript is spliced from 6 exons. Lineage: Eukaryota; Metazoa; Chordata; Mammalia; Carnivora; Mustelidae. The record is from RefSeq and is a predicted model, not a curated record.
GCCCGCACGGAGCCGGAACGGCGGACCCCGCGUCCCGGCGGCGCCGGAGCCCCGGCCGGUGAAGGCAAGGUCCCUGAACUGGUCAGACACUGCCUGUGGGCCUGAUAGAGUCAAGAGGAGGCCCCAUCAUGCCCCUCAGUGAGGCCUGCAACCUGAGCAGAUAGUAUGGCCUGCCACUGGAGGUGAACACCAUGGCUACAGGCGGUGGCCGGGCCUUUGCUUGGCAGGUGUUCCCACCCAUGCCCACCUGCCGGGUGUACGGCACAGUGGCAUACCAGGAUGGGCACCUGCUAGUGUUGGGGGGCUGUGGCCGGGCCGGACUGCCCCUGGACACUGCCGAGACCCUGGACAUGGCCUCACAUACAUGGCUUGCACUGGCCCCCCUGCCCACUGCCCGGGCUGGUGCAGCUGCUGUGGUGCUGGGCAAGCAGGUGCUAGUGGUGGGCGGUGUGGAUGAGGGCCAGAGUCCUGUAGCUGCCGUGGAGGCCUUCCUGGCUGAUGAGGGCCGCUGGGAGCGUCGGGCCACCCUCCCUCAGGCAGCCAUGGGGGUUGCAACUGUGGAGAGAGAUGGUAUGGUGUAUGCUCUGGGGGGAAUGGGCCCAGACACGGCUCCCCAGGCCCAAGUUCGGGUCUAUGAGCCCCGGCGGGACUGCUGGCUUUCGCUCCCCUCCAUGCCCACACCCUGCUACGGGGCUUCUACCUUCCUGCACGGGAACAAGAUCUAUGUCCUGGGGGGCCGCCAGGGAAAGCUCCCAGUGACUGCUUUUGAGGCCUUUGAUCUGGAGGCCUGUACCUGGACCCGGCACCCAAGCCUGCCCAGCCGCCGGGCCUUUGCUGGUUGUGCCAUGGCAGAAGGCAACGUCUUCAGCCUGGGUGGCCUGCAGCAACCGGGGCCCCACAAUUUCUACUCCCGCCCACACUUUGUCAACACUGUGGAGAUGUUCGACCUGGAACAUGGAUCCUGGACCAAGCUGCCCCGCAGCCUGCGUAUGAGGGAUAAGAGGGCCGACUUUGUGGUUGGCUCCCUUGGGGGCCACAUCAUGGCCAUUGGGGGCCUUGGCAACCAGCCAUGCCCUCUGGGUUCUGUGGAGGGCUUCAGCUUGGCACGGCGGCGCUGGGAGGCCCUGCCGGCCAUGCCCACAGCCCGCUGCUCCUGUUCUAGUCUGCAGGCUGGGCCCCGGUUGUUUGUCAUUGGGGGUGUGGCCCAGGGUCCCAGCCAAGCUGUGGAGGCGCUGUGUCUGCGUGAUGGGGUCUGAAUGCCUGAUGGGGAUGUGGCAGCUGGAGCAGCACAGUGCCAGGUGCACAGGUCCAUGGCUCCUUUUGCUGCUGAAGAAGCUCAUUGUGGCUCUGUGGGAUGCGGGAGGCCCAAGGUCAGGUACAAAGAGUGAGGGCACUUUGUCUUUAGCGCAGGACACAUAUGCUUAUACCCACCUUUAUCCCCAUUCAUUCAUUGGACCAUGCCUAGCUCCAUACUUGCUCUGGAACUACUGGGCCCUCUGUCCAACUGGGAAGUGGGAGGUUGGGAGAGCUGGCCUCAGGCCCCACAGGAUUAGUGCCUACCUGGAGUUGACCAGUCUCACCCCAGUGGCUGUUCCUGAAAAAUCCUAGCCGUCAGCCUACCUUGAGGGCCUCUGUGGCCCCAGGAGAAUUCAGGGAAGUCAGAGGACACAGAGGGCAUGGAGGAGUAGAUGUAGGAACCUCCAGAGGACCAGAGGAAUGGUGGCUUUGGGCCCUUUACACUGUUGACUGUGUGACCUUGAGCAAGUCAUUUCACCUCUCUGUGCCUCAGCAUCCUCAUCUGUAAAUGGGGAUCUCUGAAACCUUCCUGCCCUACCUACCUCACAGGGCUGUUGUGAGGACCCAGGAAGUUCAGAUGUGAAAGUAAAAGUGCUGCUAA